Molecule: messenger RNA, 1232 nt
Organism: Cylicocyclus nassatus
Lineage: Eukaryota; Metazoa; Nematoda; Chromadorea; Rhabditida; Strongylidae
Source: the annotation of a GenBank genome assembly
AUGUCCUCAGAAAGCCGUAGGAGCACCGCUGACACAAACGAACAUGAGCGAGAGCAGUGGUUCCAUGGAUUCCUUCCUCGUGAGGACAUCAACAGGCUACUUACCGAAGAUGGGCAAUUUCUCGUACGUGUAACGGAGCCACAGCCCGGAAUGGGUUUGAAAACAGUGCUUUCAUCACGAUGGCAUGGCAAAAACCAUCAUUUUGUUAUCAUCGAACAUAAUGGAAAAGUGCUGAUUGAGGGGAUGGAGUUUUUAAGUAUUCUACAAAUGGUUCAAUACUAUAUACGCGAGCAGAAACCUUUGACGCAGUCAACAGGGGCGCUUUUGAUUAUGCCCAUUCCAAGGCAAAGAUGGGAGCUUCGACAUGAAUCGAUUGCUCUUGGUCAUCUCCUCGCAGAGGGUGCUUUUGGAGGUGUUUACGCUGGAGUUCUGACUAUAGGACUUAAAAAGUACCCAGUGGCAGUGAAGGUAAAUAAAGGAAACAAACUAACGAAACAAGCUGUGAAAGAAAUCUGUAAGGAAGCCAGGAUAAUGCGACGAUAUCGGCACCCUAAUGUUGUCAAGUUUUACGGUGUUGCAGCUGAACGUGAGCCUUUAAUGCUUGUCAUGGAGCUCGUCGAUGGCGGUGCUCUUGAUGUGUAUCUGCAGAAGACGAAAUCAGAUACGACCAUAGUUGAAAGAAUCCGGUUCGCAUUUGGUGCUGCGAAAGGUCUUGAAUAUCUACACAAGAACGAAUGCAUUCAUAGAGACGUAGCGGCAAGGAAUUGUCUUGUAAACAACGGAGAUGUGAAACUAGGCGACUUUGGUUUGUCCAGAGAAUUGUCUAAUCGAGUCAAGAAGUACACAAUCAAAGAUGAAAACCAGCGUCUGCCUGUUCGAUGGCUUGCACCUGAAGUGUUAUCUUCGGCUACAUACUCGACAAAAAGCGAUGUCUUUUCCUAUGGUAUAUUACUAUGGGAGAUUUUCAGCGAUGCAGCGAUGCCGUAUGGGGAUAUGACAUUAGCUGAAGUGAUAGCGCAGGUACAAGCAGGGCAUCGAUUAUCUGCACCUGAUACAAUGCCGAAGUUCUUGCGUUCAAUUAUGAAGGAACACUGCUUUCCGGCUUCCCCUGAAGAUCGCUCUACUAUGGAAGAGAUCCGUUCUAUUAUUGAGGAUCUGAUGGAGAAAAGGGUAUCAUCGCGCUAUGAAGAGAAGAACUGAUUCUGUUACAUUACAGCAAAAAAAAACUAACG